Solenopsis invicta (red fire ant) is the source of this 2783-nucleotide messenger RNA. RefSeq lists its product as uncharacterized. The transcript is spliced from 14 exons. The coding region runs from base 148 to 2646 and encodes 832 amino acids. The record is from RefSeq and is a predicted model, not a curated record. NCBI's taxonomy places the organism in Eukaryota, Metazoa, Arthropoda, Insecta, Hymenoptera, Formicidae.
CUAUAAUUCACUUGUUAGAGACUAUUAAAUGUUAUUGAAGGUCUGAUUUAAAAGUUGUACAUAAAACUUGUAAAAAGCUGGAAGAAGAAAUCGGCAUAUAUAAGUGCAACAUUAUCAACUAAAUUAAAUAAACUUCAUAAAGCAAAAAUGGAGAUUAUGGAAGAUGGGAAUUUGGUCGAUCGUGUGAGAAUUUUAUUGCAACGGGACAUGCAAUAUUACCAGGAGAUGCAAACCGUUCUAAGGGAACCCGUCUGCAUUCGAAUCAGUGGCGGUAAGCUCGAUUUUCCUCGACACGCUUCAUUCGCCGCGAUUAAAAUCGUCACGUGGUGGGAAGCGGACUUCGUAGCCGCUUUCAAACGCGCUUCCGGACUGAGCGUCGCCGAAAACGAAACUACGUCCAGCGUUGACAGCGAGGAUGGUGUUAUUAAACGGAUCCAGCCAUCCGAAUUUAUUCUGCUCGUUGUCGACACCGCCGAGCAACUGCUAGAACAUCUGCACACGUUGAUUCAGGAAUCCUUGGAUCACGCUGAUCUCACCGUGCUCACCGCCACUUUGGGCGCAGCGGCAUUGAUUCGUAACUGCUUGUGGUGUUACAAUCAGCACGCAAAAGGAACAAUCUCUUCUCAAUCAAGCGAAAAAAUUAAUAAAUCUCACAAAGCAUUUCACGAAAUGGCCGAAGCCGUGGCAGAGAGGCUGCUCGAUCUACACUGUCGAUUAAUUUCCUUAUACAUUCUCAAUGAGGCGGACUCACUCAGCUGGCACAGCAACAAACCAUUUUUCGAAAGGGAACGAUGCUCCUACGUCAUACAGAUGUGGUGGCUGUACAUGCAAGGUACUAAGGCGGAUUUAUGGAACACAGUCUCGCCUAAGAUGGCACAGCGCGUCUUCUCAGAAAUGCUAAAUGAAUCGCUGUCUAUCAUAACUACGCGAUUCAUUCACGGACGACCGACACUGGCACGAUCCGAGCAAUUUUGGACGGAUGCCUUUAAUGUGCUUUGCUGCACGGGCUAUCUCGCUUUAGGUGCCUGUGUCGACAGCAAUGGAAUGAUUGGCGCACGCCCGAACCACUUGCCGACAGUGAUAAGAGAUAUACACGCAAAAUGUAACGAACUGUUGAUCUGCUUGCUGCUUAGAGGCACACCUCUCAAAGAAUUGUAUCAGAUCUUCCGACACGGACUAGAAAAUCUGGCAAUAUUGCGGCCUCGACAAGGUCCUGCUCCAUGGCUAUUGAUAUGCGCUCCAAAUUUAUUAGGAUUAAGCGCGACUGACUCUCCAACUGACAUUGUGACAUUAUCCGAGGAUAAAACUGUUAUACUUGAAUUAAAUGUCUUAAGGCACCAGCCUCAACCUAACUGGCCUCAAUUGAUGAAGGUAAUAUCGAUGAGCAAUUACGCUGUGGCAAGGAUGUUGUUGAAAACCUUAGUACGCCAGAACGUGGGCGUAACGUGCGUGGACGACGACGUAGUUAACAAAUCGAAGAAAGGCGAAAAAAGUUGCAGCGGCUUUUUAUGCAACGGAUCGGCAUGCGACAAAGAGCUAAAAAUAACUUCGACUCUGGUAUUAUACAGCUUAUUUCACGUAUUGGUGGUAACCGUUAAUGAGCCGGAGCAUGUAAUUAUACUGGCGCUAAAGCAAGAUCCAAACUGGUCCAGUUACUUGGAUAGACAACAGGUCUGGAAUCAGUCGCGACCACCCUGGCUCAAUGCAUUGAUAAAACCGCUGUUGAUAAAACCGCUGAAGACCAUGAUGCAGCCGGUGGUCGAGGUGCUUUUAGAAGCCGUGAAAACAGGUGCCAGUAUAUAUCAAGCCAUGUCCCUUGCGAUCGGUUGCUUCGCCGAAUUAUACGUGACCGCCUCGACUCCGGUUUUACGUGCCGCGUUCGCGUUAAACGACAACAUCCCCGCGCACUGUCGCCCGAUCGGUGGCAACGUGCUGCUCCAGGUGUUGUGCGCCGCUCUGUAUUCCAGCCUCCUGGACGUGUCCACGAAGGGCAAGAACGAGUCCCAUGGUACACCAGGUUCCGAGGACACGUCCUGCGAGCUGAGUCCUUUCAAUCCAUAUGACAGAUCCACCGCUGCAACAGCGCUCGCUGAAGCGAUUUGCAGCAUCGACGAGGACAAUAAGCACACGUCGCAGAUAGACUCCUUCCUGCUUCUUGUAAAGGAUAGCCUCAGCAGAGAGGAUCAGAAUCCGAGAAACGGCAAAUUACAGAACAUGGCUUGUGUCAUUGAGACUUACACGGACGAAUUGUUGUUCACGAAUAUCGGGCGACGUUCUUUAAAAAUUGCAUACGAAUAUUUAGUUCGUGCAUCCGACUGGGUAUUAGAUAAUUUACGUCGCAGCGAAGAGAGCAGGCAGAUAGAUUUGAUUAAUCUACCAGAAAUCUCGCCCAUCGUGAAACCUCUCACACAUAUAAUGUUUCACAUCGAGGACACGUGUUUUGAUCAAUUUAUGGCUAAUUACGAGGCGACAAACUGGUCAAGGGCAUUAAUGAUGCCUCUAUCAAUUACUUUGGAGCGUGUACGUAGUCAACUUCUUUUAAGACCGGAAUUCAAGAACGUCGGGGAUUUGAGCCAUGAAGAUAAAGAAGUGGCACAAUCUAUCAAAAGGAUUUGCUCAUUUGUCAGGUCAGCACGUUUCAAAUAAGUCAUUCGCACGCGUCAAGUAAUAUAUUUCUCGUAUAAUUUAUUAGAUAGGCUCGUAAUUAUGUAUUAUAAUGAGGCUUUUAAUUCUGUCAAAUAUAUAUAUACAUUUGCCCAAUAAAAUGACAAAAUGACUCGAAA